AUGAAGCUUUUUCUCGUAUUAGGAUUAUGCCUGGGGGUAGGGGCCAUCCCCAGGGGGUUAUUCUACCCCUAUGGCCCAAGCUCAAAUGAUACAGCUCUAGAGCAAUCAGAUGACACUAGUUCCAAUGAAAUACACUUAGAAACUGAAAUUGUAUUCUUCGACGAUGUUCAUUCCAGUAUUUUUGUAAACCUCAAUGGACAUUUAUCAUUUGAGACUGAGCUACCUGGGUAUAAUGCCGACUUCCAGUUUCCUAUGCCUUAUAAGGUCAUCGCAGGGUUCCUAUCCGAUAUUGAUACCACACUCUCAGGGGAUGUAUAUUUCAGGGAAGAAACUGAUGACAGAUCCGCACUUAGACGAGCUUCAGAAGAAGUUGGCAAACAUUUUCCAAGUUUUUCAGAGUUCACUGCAUCUUCAUUGUUUAUCGCUACUUGGGAAGAUGUUGGACGUUAUAACCAGAACUUUGAAGAGAUUAAUACAUUCCAAAUCAUAAUCGCAACAGACGGUACAAACUCAUUUGCGACAUUUAUAUACCCCGAGGAUGGUAUCUCCUGGCUGAAGGGGGAUGGUAAGGCUUUGCCCAUUGAGGACCCACCCGCACAGGCAGGGUUUGAUAGUGGGGACGGUAGGACGUACACUCUCCCUGGGUCAGGCACUGACCAAGUGAUUAAUUAUGUAAAGUGGACCAAUGUGAAUGUUCCAGGAGUUUGGAUGUUCCAGAUCGGAGACACAUUUGGAGGAAAUAUUGGCCAACCAGAGGAAACUGAUGGUAAGUAG
Molecule: messenger RNA, 774 nt
Organism: Owenia fusiformis
Lineage: Eukaryota; Metazoa; Annelida; Polychaeta; Sabellida; Oweniidae
Source: the annotation of a GenBank genome assembly